Molecule: messenger RNA, 6825 nt
Organism: Porites evermanni
Lineage: Eukaryota; Metazoa; Cnidaria; Anthozoa; Scleractinia; Poritidae
Source: the annotation of a GenBank genome assembly
AUGAUAAAUUUAUUUUGUUGUUUACUGCUAUUGAGUUCUUCUCUUCUCUUAGACACAUGCCGCUCGCUGCAAUUCAGAAGUGACCAUAUCUUGCAAGGGAAACGUCUAAGACAUCACGUGUUUCGUAGCGUUGAUGUCAUAGAUGCUGAAAUUUGUGAGAUGUUAUGUUUCUUGGACUCAAACUGCGUCAGUUUGAACUUUAAAAAAUCAACGAGCAAAUGCGAACUGAACAAUUCUACUUUCGAAGGACAGAAAGACAAGCUUGAGAGCAACUUGGACUAUCGUUACCAUGGAGCUAAGGUUCGCGUUUUGAGAUAACUAAUAUAAGUGAAAGAUCACAGUUGACAAAAUCCCGGGCUGACCCUCUUAUGGAAGAGGCUGGGACAAUGCCCGUAUCCUCUGUUCGGGUUGUAAUUUGCAGAUUUUGGUAUCAGUUAAGGUGUUCAGGCCGGAUCACCAAUAUCUUAAUGCUGUAUUUUUUUUUAUAUAUUUUUUUUUUUCGCACACAUGUGCUACUUGGGGCUGUCAUUAAAGGGGUGAAAAAAAGGUGAAAAAAGAGAGGAAGAAAAAAGAUAAAAAAAAUGAAUGAACGAACGAACGAACGAAAAAAAGGAAGACGCAAAAGGAUAAUUAAAAAAGUGAGAAUUCAGUGACAACUUCGUUCUCGUAAAACUGCCAUUUGCACCUGAACUGACUGGUCUCAUUCUGCUACUAACUAUCUGAAAUUAAGAAGAAAUAGCUGAACUUCAAACUAAAACUUAACGGAAAUAAUACAAGAAUACGUUAAGCAUAUCAGAUAGAUGUUACCUACUUUUUGAGAGGUAUCUGUAAGGAAAAACAUUUGUUAAUAUCAGAAACCGUGCCGAGAAAAAGCUAAUACGUUUUAAAGACUGAAAGUCUACGAGGCGGUAAGCUUGUAAAGAACUUAGAAAUAUUCUGAAUGACUAACUAUAAAACGCUAUUGAAUUCGGCUUUCGCAUGGUGCGAAGGAUUAUUCUGACUGAUUUCAGAGGAUGUUAUUCGAUACUCCUCGGCCUUCAGCCUCGGUGGAAAACGUCGUCCCGCCGAUCUGCAUAAUUCUGCACAUCCAACUCAGCGUCUUGUAAUAAAUUAUCUAAUCAGACAUUAAAAGCAUUUAUUUAGGACCUAAAUAAAGGGACGUACAACUCGGUCAGUACUUAUUUCCAUGCGCCAAACUGACGUUGACAGAUUAAUGAUUCGUACACAAAGUAAGGGUUAGGUUUAGGGUUAGGGUUAGGUUAGGGUUAGGGUUAGGGUUGUUGCUAUGUAUAUUCAAAUCAAACCAUUCGUUGUCAGCAAAUCCUGGGUUGUGUAGUGUUCAUGUAAGAAAAGUGAAAUGUUUUGUGAGAGCCACUGAGAGGAAAAUGUCAGUUUGGCGGAUGGAACAAGUGACGACCGUACAACUCCAAUCUUAUCGAUAUCGUCCCUUUCUUCCAUAGAACGCAUGUGCGAGGAAACCUUGCAAGAACAAAGCAACCUGUCAAACUGGUUUUACAGACAAAGGAUAUCGUUGUUUGUGUACUGCUGGUUUCAAAGGAAAUCACUGCGAGACUGGUAAUUCUCGAAAGAGUGUGUCCGUCGAACAAGCCUUUUUCUUCCCUGGCCAAAUUAAACAAAAAUACAUUAUUUCAUAAGCCCUUGAAAAAGUGCAACGAAACUUAACCUGAGCCACCCAAACAUUAAUCGGCCAGUCACAGGUCACUUAAGGUUUACAACAAAGAAUUCUGAAACACAAAAGAGGUUGGGCAGUUCGCUGGCCAAUAUAUGAAAAAAGACGAAACUCUUUCGAAUCUCAAGGUGCUAGUGGCCGAGUGACCCGUGACGUAGAUUUUUUAGAUCUCAUGCUGUGUGUUUUUCAUUGCGAAAUGCGACAUCUAAACCAAUUGAUAAAUUAAAUAAGCACCCUGGUGCACCUUUGAGUAAAAACCGGAGUUAUUAAAAAAUGGGUAGUAAUCGAGCGGGCAGAAAAGAGAAAGCCGGGGAGUGAGGGCAUUAUCCAAUUUGAAUAAACCUUUCCGUUGAUUUUAAGAGCCAGCAGGUCAUGUGGCAACGGGACUCUUACAUUGAUUGGAAAGAAUAACGAGUUCAAAACAAUGUAAAGGUCCAUUAAUAUCAAGAUCAUUUCACUCGUUAAUUUUUACUAACGGUCAGGUGCUCAUGGGCUCCUGAUAAACACAAAUAAACUACCUGGUUAAGCUUUCGAGGGAGAACUUAUGAUAUCUCCACGGGUGAAAAUUACAAUAUCCAUCUCUCCGCCCAUAUACCUUAUUAUAAAAAAUUGUCGCUCCAUGAAAUUAAGAAAAUUGGAAAUUAGGGCGACUUAAAUUAAUGCGAAUUUCAUGAAAACGACUUUCGAAUAAAGAAACUUAACGUGAAAGAGAGGGUAGCCAUUCAAAAUGAAAGAAAUUGCGUAAAUUUCACAGGAACUUCCGGUUACACGUAUUGUACACGAUCCGAAAUGGAAACUUUGUUCGUGGUACUGGUCACUUUUCACUGUUUUACUGUUUCUGCCGGAUCUCCUCUCUGAUAGAAUACUCCUCUUUUUUAAGUGACAAGAAUGACAAAAGUUUAUCGAGAUCGCGAAUUUGGGACCAAAAAAUGGAAGGUGCGGGAAAUUAACGCAACAUAAAUUAACGCGAAUUUUUGAAACUCGCGUUAAUUUCUUGAAGCGUUAAUUUCCCACAAUAAGUAAGAUCCCCUAUAUCUUAAGCAUUAUAAAGAUUUGCGCUUCAUCAAAAUAUUUGGACUCAAAGUGUUGAGUUAUUUCUUGAAGUUUCUUUCAUGCAAAGACUGUAAAUAUUUUUUCUUGCUUCAGGAAUUACCGAGUGCACUUCGAGGACACACAACUGUAGCGUGAAUGCUUACUGCCGUUAUACUGUGGACGGAUACAACUGCACUUGUCAUCCGGGAUAUUAUGGAGAUGGGUUUAUUUGUGAACAAGGUGAGCUGAUACAAAAAUUACUAAAAUUAAAUUACCUCUUGGUGCCCAUACCGCUUACAAAUAAAAGUUAGGCGCGGCGGCUUACAUUCCGUCGUAUUUUGACGGAGUUUCGCAGGGUUUUCACAGUGAUAUUGGGAGCAAAUUUUGACAGGCAUUCAGGAUUUAAGGAUAAUAAUGAAAGAACGUUCUACAAUCCAAUGAGUAUUUCAUGGACAUAUAGCUUGAACUCAUGACACCACUCAUCAACCACUUUGUCGUGAGUAAAUGAAAAACAAAUUGUGAAUUACUCAGCAUUCUGCAGUAUUUGUUUUCGAUAAAGUUGGAAGGUAUAAGUUCUCAAUAAGCUGUAAGUACAGUUCUCUUGAUAUAUAGCUAUCAAUCAAUCAAUCAAUCAAUUAAUUAACCUUUUAUAUUCCUCCUAAGAUAAAACAUAUAUCUUAAGUUACAUUUACAAAUGGAAGUCUAAAAAUAUACGUAAGCUAACUUACAAUAAAAAUACUCAGAAAGAUUAUAUCUAAAAAUAAGCCCAUUUAAAAAUACAUUCUCAAAUCUAUCAGACUUGAUUUCCGGGUGAUGACCAAUUCUGUUUCGAAGAUCAUACUUUGUUUCUUUCUUCUUCGGAAUCAUCAUCUAUUCAGUGAUUGUUACUAAGCGGGAAAUCGGGAUUCACUGAACGUACCUUGAAACGCUUCACUCCUGUCUGCCUUUUCUAAAAGGUCUCGAAUGUCCGUUAUCUUAGAUGUGUGUUUCCUUAAAGAGAAUCUAUUUAGCAAGUUUUGUAUGAUCUGAGUCUACAGCGCCAUAAACAGACAGACCAUAAGUGAACAGUCGCCUCUAAAAGACUCUAAAAAACACGCCCUAUUAAUCUUUGUGCUUAUUGUCACCGUCUACCUUUUUUAGGCAAGCAUCAAACCCAUUGAAGGAAAGCAGUAGUAGUAAAUUAAGACGAAAUUACUCAAUAUCUGAGUUUUAUAUUUCUGACGCUUGUUAAGGCAAUGGCUCUAGUUGUUUGAUUUAAUACUACCGUAUUUAUUCGAAUAAGCGCCCAACCUCGAAUUAGCGCCCACCUCGAAUAAGCGCCCACCCCUCCUCCUCGCAAUCAAACUCAAAUAAGCGCUCACUCCCACCCCAGCCUACCCUGCGAGCAGAGGCCCUUCGAUCUUAUCGAAGGGCCUCUGCUCGCAGGGUAACCCCAGCCACUUGAGUGAAUAAAUUCUAAUAAGAGACUUCCCCGAGGACGGAGUUUUCUUCAGAGUAUUUUACAGAAACUUUACUUUGUUAUUUCUUUGCGUUUUGUUAUUAGCAUUUAUUGUUUUGUUGCAAAAUACACAUACUUCACUUGCUGAAAAUGGUGAAAAUUUAAAAAGCGCCCAGCCUCGAAUAAGCGCCCACUCUCAAGGUCCAAAAAUUUUUUAAGCGCCCAUGGCGGUUAAUCGAAUAAGUACGGUAUUCCGGCUCCUUUCCCCAACUUGGAAAUUAAAUCACAUCACCCCUGGCAAAACAUUUUUCAAAAUUUAAGGUAGAAAUGAAAUAAUCAAUGUAUUUUUCCUUCAAGAAAAAUCUACGGUGAACUAUGAACUAGCUUUAAAGUAUCUGUACUUAUAUAUUUUUUCUUUUUCAUUGGAUCACAGUUUUAUCUUGCAAAGAUAUUUUCGACAAGAAAAUGUAAGUGGAUUAGUAUAUUAUAACAGUUAUUUUCCGGCUGCUUAAGGCACUUGAUUUGAUUUGAGAAAUCAUUAUUAUCCGUUAUUUUCUCUGUCUUUUUAUCUAAUUCUUCAAUUUAGAUCUAACGUGUCCAAUGCGUACCCGCUUGUUAUUGGGAAUGAGGUUAUCGAUGUUUACUGUCACAUGACCAUGGCCGAGACUGGAAAUGAAACAUGCGGUUAUGGCGGAUGGACGCUGGUCAUGAAGAUUAACGGAAAUAAGGUAUCCUUACAGUCGUUUCGAGGGCGUGGAAGCCUAGCUGUUUAUUCCUGGGUGAACUAAAAAUAGAAAAUGGGGUUGACUGCUAUCCGAAGACGAAAUAGCUGAAUUUCAAAGUAACUGAACGGAAGAAAUGCAAGAAUGCGCAAAACAUAUCGAAUACGAUGGAUUAGGAUAAAGAUUAGGAUUUUUAGACUCUCGAAUUCGAUUCUGUAAACAUUCUUAAUAUUUCCCAGUUUUUAUUCAUAAACAUUCACAUUUUCUUAUGAUAGUUUUUUGCGUUAUCUAUUUUCAGGGGCACCCAACGGCAAUUUUCGGGAAAAUAUCUGUUCGGAAGACGAUUUGAGAACUAGAAUUUUCGGAACAUUUGUUGUAAAAUUUCUUGCUUGCCUGCCUCUCCUAAGAUUUUCGAAGAUCUACAAAAUGGUAUAAUUACCCAUUUUAAUCGGAUGUUUACCCUAAAAAAGGCCACCUAGAAUUUUCGGGAGCCUUUUCCAGGCUGAAAUUUUCGAAAAGGUAAGUUUUGAUCCCUAUAAUUCUCGGAUCACUAGACUUUCAGCUAGGAAAUCCGAACAGAUGAAAAGUUUUUAGGGGAUAAAAAUAUGUCUAUAUCUACCGUUUAAAUACUAAAAUACGUUCAACAAUGCUAUGUUAAGUGGUUUUGAACUAUAUCCUCGUUGGGUGCCCCUGUAUUUUUAAAACUUUUUGUUAUUUUAUGCGGCUAUACUUUGUUAACCUAUUUUAUAGUCAUAUUUGUAUCUCUAUUAUUGUAAUUAGGGCAUAAUAGCCAAGCAAAUGGAGUCCUAAUAAAUUGUAUGUAUCUAUGUACGUAUGUAUGUAUAUUGCUCGAUGGAUUUUAUCUUUUUUUUAUUUGAGGAGUAUCUGAGAGAAAAAGCAUCUCUUUUUGUCCUGAAACCGUGCCGAGAAAUAGGUUAGAAAGAGGCCUUCAGCCUCAGGGGUUAACAUCCUACGCGAUCUGCAUAAUUCUACUUCACAUCCUAUACUCAGCCUCAUUCAGUAUUUGCAAUAUUAUUGUUACAUAGCUAGAAAUUUCUUCCCAACCGCGCGCUCUCAUUGGUUACUUCGAGGUCGCAUGAGAACUAACAAUGAAACUGUUUCCCGCCAAAAUCUCUGAGCAGGCAAAAUUUAUGACGUCAGAGGGUAACAGUGCACUGUUACCCGCGAAUGUUGACCGACAACCGCCGUUACAACAAGGUUUAAUGAAUUUGCAGCUUCAAAAUUUCCAACUAUGUAACAAAUCACUUUAAGACGGGUCCCUCGGAACACAAAAGUAACUUUUUCCGUCGGGACUAGUACGUAAGUGUUUAAUAAUACUUAAAUGCACAGGGAUCAAUUGUGCUUUUCGCGAAAUUGUCGUACCCGACAUUAUCGCCUGUUUUCUAUUGUAAUUACAUUUAUAGCGAACGUUUCACUACGACUCCAGUCUUUGGAACAACAAAGAAGCCUUUAACCUUGACGGAGGGAAGACUGGGUUUGACACACAAGAGACCAAACUUCCCUCCUACUGGAACACAUCCUUCUCCAAGAUCUGCCUCGGUAUGAAGAUCGGUCAGCAGAUCAAGUUUAUUGUAAUCAACAGGACCGCCAGUUCCCUGUAUUCACUGAUCGCUGAUGGGCAAUACCGUAAUACUUCACUGGGUCGUGACACGUGGAAGUCGCUGAUUGGUUCUAAUGCCUCCUUGCAGAUCAAAUGUAACAAGGAAGGGUUUAACGCGCGGUGCGAUUGGAAGAAGCGCUCCAAAGCAAGAAUCGGUAUUGUAGGAAACAAUGAAAACAGCUGCGUUUCCUGCCAUUCUAGAAUCGGAUUUGGCACUGGAGGAAAACCGGAUGACUCUAUCACAUGUGGAAACCAAGCUCCUAGCAAUAGGGACAACGGUGCCAAGAACAUUAAGGCCAUGGGGUACAUCAUGGUGCAGUGA